Ceratotherium simum simum (southern white rhinoceros) is the source of this 1409-nucleotide messenger RNA. Lineage: Eukaryota; Metazoa; Chordata; Mammalia; Perissodactyla; Rhinocerotidae. The record is from RefSeq and is a predicted model, not a curated record.
AGAGCGUAGCUGUGGUAACGCGGAAGGGCGCGUAGUACGCAGGCGCUCUCGUCCCUCCCCAGCACGUGACCAAGCACCAAGGGACGUCACGUGGGGUAGGCGAGAGCGCGGGCGGGGCGGGGCGGGGUUCGGCGGCGUCCGGCGAGGACCAAAGUGCGCUGCAGAUCGGGCCAAACUCAGCGGGGCCGGACAGCCAUGCCCAAGUACUGCCGGGCUCCGAACUGUUCCAACACUGCGGGCCGACUGGGCGCGGACAACCGCCCCGUGAGCUUCUACAAGUUCCCACUGAAGGAUGGUCCCCGGCUGCAGGCCUGGCUGCGGCACAUGGGCCGGGAGCACUGGGUGCCCAGCUGCCACCAGCACUUGUGCAGCGAGCACUUCACACCCUCCUGCUUCCAGUGGCGCUGGGGCGUGCGCUACCUGCGGCCUGAUGCCGUGCCCUCCAUCUUCUCUCGGGCGCCGCCCUCCAAGAAGCAGCGGAGUUCCCGAAGCACCGAGAAGCAGGUCGUGCCUCCGCCUCUGCAGGAGACCACGCCCCUGUCCCCGGGCCCAGCCGUCCCGGCCCCCAGCCCUGUACACCUUGUGCUGCUGGGACCGGCAUCGGGAGGCCCCGAGGCAGCGCCCACCGUGUUCUUGACCCCCAUGCCCCUUCCGCCGGCCCCCGCGGCGCCGCGCCCCGGGCUCCAGCGGCGGCACGCGCGGCACCAGGCGCAGCUGCGGGCCCUGGAACAGCUGGCGCAGCAGCUGCGCGGGGAGAGCCUGCUGGCGCGGGCGCGCCGGGGCCUGCUGCGCGGGCUCCCUGGACCUGAGGAAUCCCAAGCCUUCACCAUCAUCUGUGGAGGGCCUGACAUAGCGGUGGUCCUUGCCCAAGGCCCUGCAACUCCCACACUGGACGCCAAGCCUGAGCUCCUGGACACUCAGACCCCCAGCGCAUAAGGACCAAGACAGAUGAUGUCACGGGACAGAUGAGAGAAGACAGAGGAAGAGAGACUCAUCACACGUGGGCUGGGCCCACCCCAACCCCCACCACCCAUGCCUGUGGCACAGCAGCGCCUCCCUCAGGGCCUGGCUCCCACCACUCCCUCCUGGGGACCCCUUGAACCUUAGGGCCAAUCUGGGCCUAAGACCCCCGUCAGCCCCGAGUCCCUUGAGUACCAGGUCCCUGCCACCCCCAGCUUGGAUCUUUGCAGUCAGUAAAACAGCCUCAGAGCAGGACAGGCGUUGGUUGUUUGGGGAGAGUUGUACGUGCUUCUGAAGAGCCCCUCAUACCCCUUGCCAAGCCUGGUGCCGAGCUGGGGUACUGCAGUGAACCCAGCUGACCAGAUCCUGCCCUCGUGGUGCUCACAUUCUGCUUGAGUGGAAGAUGAACUAGUAAACUAAUAAAUAGGAUAAUCUGAGAUGGUGAUAAG